Molecule: messenger RNA, 1911 nt
Organism: Neltuma alba
Lineage: Eukaryota; Viridiplantae; Streptophyta; Magnoliopsida; Fabales; Fabaceae
Product: receptor-like serine/threonine-protein kinase At4g25390
Exons: 1
Coding region: 79-1644 (521 amino acids)
Biological process (GO): protein phosphorylation
Molecular function (GO): protein kinase activity; ATP binding
Source: RefSeq, a predicted model, not a curated record
UUGCAGCGGUGCUUCUGCUCCUUCUCGCAUAUAUAUUCAAGGCUGUCGCAACGUUUUCAAAGUUAAUCCCAAAUCACCAUGCCAUCCCGGCGGUUCUCCACAUCGCCGCCGUCUGAGGUGGUUGCCGUCGACCCAUAUCCACCUUGUUCCCUCUUUUUUCUCGCUUUCCUCUGUUUUCGGAGACGCACCAGAAAACGCACUACCCCUUCUUCUGAUUCCGAGUCAAAGCCUCCGCAUCGCUUCUCCUACUCCUCCAUCCGCCUCGCCACCGCCUCCUUCUCGACCCGAAUAGGCCACGGCGGGUUCGGACCUGUCUUCUCCGGUGUUCUGCCUCCGACACGAAAGCCCAUCGCCGUCAAGCUCAUGGACUCUGCCUCUAUCCAAGGCGAGCGCGAGUUUCACAACGAGCUUUUCUUCGCUUCCAAGCUUUGUUCCCCACAUGUCGUCGUCGCGAUAGGCUCCGCCUCCGAUAGGAGUCACAGAAGAUUCUUGCUGGUGUACGAUCUAAUGCCCAACGGAAAUCUUCACGAUGCUCUGUUGCGACGGAAGAGCCUUGAGCUGAUGAAUUGGAAGAAACGUUUCGCGAUAAUUAUUGAUAUAGCUAAAGGAAUCCGUUACCUUCAUUCGUGCGACCCACCUGUGAUUCAUGGAGAUAUCAAGCCGAGUAAUAUUCUACUGGACUCUUCUUUCUCAGCAAAAAUCGCUGAUUUCGGUCUGGCUCGGUUGAAAUCGGAAUCCCAGUACGAUUUUGAUAUCUUCAGUGGAAUCGAUUAUUCGGGGUCUGUGGUGGAGGAAACAGGGAGCGUGAAUACUGGUUUUGAGGAGCAAACAGUAUCCAUGGUAGAAACAUCGCCGGAGACAGACUUCCCGGCCAAGGAAAAUUGCGACAGGGGUAAGAAGAACGCCGAGAGGUUGAAGAGCAGGUCAAUGAAGGAUUGGUGGAGGAAGGAGGACGAUGACAAGAAAAAGAGCAAGAAGCAAUUCGAAUGGUGGAGGGAGGAGUACCGCGAGAAGCUGGAAAAGAAGAACAAGGAAAAGGGAUUCUACAGUGAUGAGGAAGCAUUUGAUAGAGAAAUGAAGAAGAACAAAAGAAGAGGCAGGAGUAUCGAUUGGUGGUUCGACGGAAUUAGCCGGAACAGCCAUGAUUCUUUUAGCGGAGAAAUUCACAAUCCCAAGAGUGGAGGAAUCAGCAGUACUCCAAGUUUGAAAGGAACAGUUUGUUACGCAGCUCCAGAGUACAGUCAUGGCGGAGAAAUAACAGAAAAAUGCGACGUUUACAGUUUUGGGGUCCUAUUGCUCGUGAUAGUUUCAGGAAGACGGCCAAUUGAGAUGGUGAGCGGCUCGCCAUUGUCAGAGCUUCAAAGGGGGAAUCUAUUGUACUGGGCACGCCAUUGUGCGCGAAACGGGAAGCUUGUAGAACUGGCGGAUCAGAACAUGUGCAUGAAGUUGCCGGAGAAAGAGGAGGCCAUACUCUGCAUUAAAGUGGCUCUGCUCUGUCUGGUGAAGUCACCGUCUCGUCGACCUUCAAUGGAAGAGGUUGUGAGAAUGCUGGGCGGAGACAUGGAGCCACCGCAGUUGCCGACCGAAUAUUCAUCUUCAUCACCAUCUCCAUUUCCCCUCAAGUCUGGGAAAAACGCGCAUUGAAAUUCUUGUACGGAACGAUUUAUUGAAAAAGAAAUCAUUUUUUUCACCAACUUUAGUAUAGAGCAUGUUGAUUGCUGCUGAGCUAGGAAGCUCCUGCGCUUCAGAUUUUGUAAAUUUAUUAGGAUUUGAUGAGAUGAUUUUUUUACUGUAUUUUUUUGUCUUGAAAAAUUCCUUUCAUACAGAUGCCAACUGCUUGCAUGCACGCAUCUAUCUUGUACAUGCAAACAAAAAACGGAUUCUUCAGACUCAGAAAUCAAUUCUAUAAAA